Molecule: messenger RNA, 2243 nt
Organism: Anopheles maculipalpis
Lineage: Eukaryota; Metazoa; Arthropoda; Insecta; Diptera; Culicidae
Exons: 1
Coding region: 30-2243 (737 amino acids)
Biological process (GO): cell surface receptor protein tyrosine kinase signaling pathway
Cellular component (GO): cytoplasm
Source: RefSeq, a predicted model, not a curated record
CGAUCGUCAAAACGAAGACGAACCAGGAGAUGGGUUGCAUCAAUUCCAAGAAGGACAUUAAGGACGUACAUUCGAACAUCUUCCACGUGAUAAACAUUGACAACGAUGGAACGGAGCUGUGGAGCGGUAAGUUAGAAGUAACCCGCGUCGAGCUAACUCUCUACCGAAAAGGCAAGGAACCAACAAAGUGGCCAUUGAAAUGUCUCCGUCGCUAUGGCUACAACGUUGACCAGUUCAGCUUCGAAGCCGGUCGCCGCUGUACUACGGGUGAAGGAAUUUACGCCUUUCGAUGUCGACGUGCCGAAGCCCUGUUCUACACCGUGCAGGCCUACAUUCAAGGGCGCAUCUAUAGCGACGAAAAUACGAACCCGAAUGAUCCGUACCCGAUACCGGUAGCUUCGAAUGGGCCGUCCGUUGCGGCACGGAGCGUUUCACAGAACAAUACUGCUACGCGAAGCAGCAGCAGUGGUGGAGGACAGGGCCAGCUGGGGAUGCAGUGUACGUUUGUAAUGAACCGGACCGGUAUGGCGACUAGCCAGUCGCUCAGUCCGAACGGUACGAUACAUUCAAACUCGAACCAAAGCCGCAGCACGGAUACUCUGCCCAUGGAGGGCAACUAUCUCGAGCCGACACCCAACCGGUCGAAUGCUUCGGGAGCAGCGCAACCACACACCAUUACGACACGCUUCCAGCAAGGACUACGAUUAAGUUCGGUAAGCAGCGGACCAAUCAGUCCCGACAUAACAUCACCCGGUUCUCCAAACAGUAUGACCAACAUACUGGAGGUCACGACCCUAAAUCCGCUACCAACGUCCCAUACGAGUGGAAACGUUCAUCAGGGCGUAAGUAACGUGUAUCAGGAGUUCCCCAUGAAAGACUCGACGAUGGCUUCUCUACACCAUCAGCAUCAUCAGCUGUUGCUACAUCAGCACCACGUGCAUCAUCCAUUGACAGCCCCCAUUGUGGCACCGCUUGUCGGGGGUUUGGUUCGCACAUCGAUGGAUGUACCGCCGCAGGAACCGGCUCCGGGUGCAUCGGUAUUACUACACUCCUCGAUCGCUGCGGAUAACACGACGACAUCAGCGGGUCCAGUCGAUGCACUUCUCUGCGGUGGUGGUGGAGAGUACGAUCAGCAACAGACGCCUUCCACACCGGACGCCAUCGAUCCGGCACGCUUGUAUAUGAAUGUAAAUAUCACCGGUUCGGAUAUCGGUACCGGUGUUGGUAAAGCGAAGAAACCGGCCACUUUCAGUAGCAAAAGUAAUUCUAGUCUUAUUUCGAUUUCAAACAACAACAACAACAAUGGCCAUAAUACCACCGGUUCUUUCGAUGAGUGUCAGUACCAAAAUGUACGCACUCCAACGUCAAUGACCGCGAUCGCAGGUGUCGGUUGUGGUGGUGUGGCGAUGCCUCUGCUACCACAAAGCAACAUCGUGCCGGGCAACAUGUUUGCUCAGUUCCAGCGUCUCAACAGUACCGGAGGUGGGCCGGGUAAUCAGUUUUCGAUGGAUCCAAAUCGAUUCUAUGAAAAUCUUGAACUGGCCGAAUUGAAAGCAGUUUCCAUGCGUGGUGGAGGGCGCUGUUCAAAGCCGGAUAUUUUUAGCAAUGUUGACCUACCGCUAGAUCACUCGGAACCAUGCACACCAACAGCAACUGCAGCGACCCAGCGCAAGGUAAACUACAUCGUGCUUGAUCUCGAUCAGUCCAACUCAUCGCAUAGCAUCAGUGGAGCGGCUGGCGUUGGGACAAAUGGAACAGGAAUACUCUCACCAACUGGAACAGGGUUGAAUAAUGGAAACCCGAUUGCAGGCAGCGUACCGAACGGUACCAAUGCUUUUAAUAAUAACAAUAACAACAACAACAGUACUACGAUUAACCUUAACAGUGCGAUCCCUGGUGGAUUGUGCAACUCGGCCAGCAGUGCUACACUAGGCACGAUCGGUAUAGUACCGGGCACAGAUAGGUCUGGCAUUGGUGCAAACUGCACCACCGGUCUCUGUGGCGGCGGACCGACAAACCCUAGCGCCGGUGGUAAUGUUACACCCACUAGCGUGAGCCUACUACCACCGGAAAGUCCGAAAAAAGCAUCGCUGGGAUAUGCAACCAUCGAUUUCAAUAAAACGGUAGCGCUAAGCAACUCCACCACACCUUCGUCCGAGCUGGACAGUGAGGGAUCGCGCAAGACACGGCACAAUUCUACGGUGACUCCACUAGCAAGGCAGAGUAAUUCUGUAAGCGAUUAA